AAUUCCAUAACUCCCUCCUUUUUCCUGAAGGAAUGGGAUCUGGUGAGUUAACUGCUAUCUUUUGAGGCCAGCUGUGUCUUGACAGGUUCCUUGGAGUUUGAGAGCUGAACUUUCUGACAUCUGGCUGCAUGCAGGUUAAGCAAAAAGCUAUUAAAGGUUCCACCACCACCAUGAGGGCUGUGUUCCUGGUGCUGCUCCUCUGGGCCGUAGCCUGGGCUCACCCUGUGCCUGGCCACCAGCCUGCCCGCCGCAGAGCCCAGCAGGAGGACACAGCGAGUGAAGAUGACAUCAACAAUCUGGGCAACCUCCUGGCUGCUGGAGAUGGCAGACAUCCUCCUGUCAGUGCAGAGAGAGGGGACAAUGCCCUUGCUGGGGACCCAGCAGGUGGAAACGCUGUGGGCGAGGAGCUGGGUGAGCAAGGUGGCCAGAACAAGGGAGGCAGAAGUGGGGAGGCUCAGCACCUGAACCGAGUGGACCACGAGGACACAAGUGCCCGAGAUGGGAAUGGCCUUGGUUUCCUGGAGGAGGACGCAGGUGAUGCUGAUCCUGGUGACCACGGGGAGCACCACGGCCCUGGGGUCCACGGGCUUCCCUCCCGCGCCGACGGGUUCUUGGAGGAGGAGGACGACAGUGGGGAUGACACCUUGGACGAAGAGAUGGGUGAAGGUCCCACCUACCUGCCUGGUGCUGAGGGGGCAGGCGAGCACGGGCAGGAUGUGAGCGGUGGGGCUGGUGGGGGACACGGUGACAGCAGCAGCAGCAGCAGCAGUGAGAGCGUCGGGGCCGAUCACCGGAGCCAGCUGGGCAGCCGGUACGAGCGGCCCUACCGCUGGGGAGGGGGCAGCAGCAGCAGCCAGGAGGAUGAGGAGAGCUACCCCUGGGAGGAUGAAGCCAUGCAGGGUGAUGACCCCUCUGUCUUCGACAACCCAAGCAGCAGCUACCGAGGGCACCGUGUGGGCCCCCGUGCCCCGGGGAGCAGCAGAGAGAGUGUCCUGGGGGUUGGCUCCCAUGGCUGGGAGGAGGAUGACAGCAGGUCCCCAGAGGUGGAGGGCACUGACUCAGGAGAAGACAGCCCAUCCACGGAGGACAACAGCCAGUCGGAAGAGCCUGUUGCCAGCCAGUCAGAGGAAAACAGUGCCAGUCCCUCUAGGGAAGAUGGGGAGGACAGCCCUUCUAGGGAGGAUGAGGACAGUGAGUCCAGGGAGGGCACGACUGACGGGUCGGAUGAAGAACCAGGUGAGUCCCCAGAGGACACCUCCCAGGAGGUGGUGAGCACGUCGAGUGAGCGCAGCAGCAGCCGGUCCUGGGAAGGGCAGGAGGGCCAGGAGACUGCUGAGGACAGGAGUGCACCAUCCGUGCCUGACAGCGAGUCUGGGGAAGAGGAGGGAGACCAGAGCAAGUCCACGGAGGACACUGUGGAGGAGUCAGAGGAGGAGGAGAACGACUCCACCCCUGAUGGGCAGGUGCUGCGCACGUCCGAUGAGAGCCAGAGCACGUCCUCGGACAGUGAUGGCAGCCAAGAGGACACCACGGGCGAGGACAGCAGGUCCCCAGAGAGUGACAACAGCGAGUCCCAGGAGGACAAUGAGGAGGGCGAGGAGAGCCACUCGCAGGAGGAUGCCACCCGGGAGUCCAGCAGCCGCGGGGAUGACAGUUCCCUGCAGAGCCUGGAGAGCGGGAGCCGCAAGCGGCGGGUGGGCGCCUUCCGCAACAAGCCUGCUGCUGACUACGAUGACAACGACUGCCAGGAUGGGUACUGAUAGGUGCCCCACAGCCUUGUAGGU
Molecule: messenger RNA, 1784 nt
Organism: Apus apus (common swift)
Lineage: Eukaryota; Metazoa; Chordata; Aves; Apodiformes; Apodidae
Product: dentin matrix acidic phosphoprotein 1-like
Exons: 5
Coding region: 129-1760 (543 amino acids)
Biological process (GO): ossification; extracellular matrix organization
Cellular component (GO): extracellular matrix
Molecular function (GO): extracellular matrix binding
Source: RefSeq, a predicted model, not a curated record